AAACCCGAUAAACCAAAACCCGAAUGGAUAAAACCGAAACCCGAUUGGGACCCCGAAUGCCCAUGCCUACCAAGAACUGUCAACCAUCUUCAUAAUAUAUUUGUUUUUACAUCGAAAUUGAAUUAGAACAACCAAUAAAAUAUUUUUUUAUAAAAACAGAUCUCGUAGCUAAAAGAUCUGCACCAUCUUCAUAAUAUUGUUUACAAAUAACCCUUACAAAAACUUUUUUAACCCUAAAAACAUAAGGAGCCGUCGGCAGGGCCCGCAUGAUCCUUUCCAACUAUAGCUACCAUUGCUAUAACAAUUCAGAAAUAGAUUAUCUUUUAAUAACAUGAUCCUUUUAAGAAAUACUAAAAUAGAAAAACGUUAUAAUUAAUUUUAUUAGCAGUAAAGAGGUUAAUUUUGAGGUCUAGAUGGAUUAACCAUCUCAUUUUAGAGCCGUCGGCUAGAGUGUUUAUUUAGAGUGCCUGAUUAAUGAGAUCAUGGUAUUUUAAAGCAAUACAAAACUUACAAACGCCAUAAGAGACGGACAUAACACAUGGACACUAUAUUUAUCCACAAUUUCUGAUUAUCUUAGAGAUAUUUAUGGGAUUUAAGAAACCAUUUGACCGGUCUUUUUAGUUCUUCCUUUCACUGGAAAACAAAGAAUUUUCAUUGAUAAAAAUUUGUUCCAGAUGGAUGCACAAGAGGAGACUUGGCAUAAAGGGAUGUUGGAGGACCAUAUGAAAAGAGAAGAAAUGGGGAAAAAUAUGAUUUGUGAUGUAAGUCCACAUAUAAUGUUGAACUCACGCGGUGCCUGGGAGAAACUGGCUUCUGGAUCUGAAGGAUUACCAUUCUGGGAGUACCCUCUUCCUAAACUAGAGAUCAUAAUUCUCUCCACGUUCAUAUCCUGGCGUUUCUUUGAUAUCUUGUUCAAGAAGUUAGGUGUUCCUAUUCCAAGGUUCACCUCCAUGAUGCUUGUUGGGGCAGUCUUAAGUGAGUCGUUUCAGCCGAUGCAGAUGUCAUGGUUUCGACACAUUUUUAUCCCUGACGAUUAUAUGCCAAAUGUUGCUGAGACCAUUGGUACAUUUGCUUUUACUCUAAAUUGGUUCCUAAGAGGUGUGACUACAAAUGUUGGCAUGCUAAAAAAGUCCAAAACUAAGAGUACUGCAAUUGGAGUCACCUCAAUGAUAAUCCCAUGGUAUAUUGGAAAAAUCGUUUAUUCAUCUAGAGAGAAAUCAAGUAUCCUAACCAUGACCCGUAUGGAGUAUUCAAUAAGUAUAUUCACCAUGAGCAUGGCGCCAUUCACUUGCAUCAACAUGCUCCUUACCGACCUCAAAGUAGUUCACACUGAGUUCGGUCAAAUCGCUCAGUCUUCAGCAAUGGUAAUCGAUGUACUCGCUUUUUGCAUGAGCGUAUGGGCUAACGUUAGCUACAGUUAUAGAAUUGGUAUACGGAUGGGAGUUGCUUUAAUGAUCUUCUUUGUUUUCUUGUACCUUGUGCGACAAGCAAUGCUUUGGGUGGUUAGACAUACACCAGAGGGAACACCUGUGAAAAGCAUUUAUCUCUACAUUGGUCUCUUGCUAGCUUACUUGUCUCACAUUUACUGGACUCGCUUCUUGUUCUUCGGACCGUUGGGUGCGUUUGUUCUUGGUUUGGCUAUCCCAGACGGACCACCAUUAGGAUCGGUCUUUAUAAAAAAGUUCGACAGUUUCAACGAGGGAAUUUUUUUACCACUCUUUGGAUCAUUUACCAUGAUGAAAUUAGAUUGGUCAUUUCUAAUAAAGGAGAUUGGAAAUGGAAAGUUUCUCCAUGGACAUACCUAUGAGUGUUUUUCAUUCCUUCUCGUCUUAUACGUAGCGAAGUUCGUGACUUCUUUCCUCUCAGCCAUAGCUGCAAGGAUGCCUUUGAGAGACUCGGUUAUUCUAGGUAUCAUUAUGGGCACAAAGAGUAGUUUCGAGCUGGCUUACGUGCUCCAAGCCUUCGAAAAAGAGAUAAUUAGUUUGGAGAUUUUCUCGCUCCUGGGCAUAUACAUUCUCGCAAACUCUUUGUUAACACCGAUGGGUAUACAUUUCUUGUACGACCGGGCCAAGAGAUUUGCAUGUUAUGGGAGAAGAAGCUUGAAACAUAAGUCGGAACUACAAUUGUUGGUGUGCAUCAACAAGCCUGACAACAUAACAUCCAUGAUCAACCUUCUAAGAGCUACUGCACCAUCUAAAGACUCUCCAGUGUCGUGUUGUGUUCUUCACUUACUUGAGCUUGUGGGUAAAGCUACUCCCACGUUUAUCUCUCACCAGCUUCAGAAACCAAAGCCUGGAAGCAGAUCUUACUCGGAAAAUGUCAUAAGCUCCUUCCAACUGUUUCAAGAGAUUAAUCAGGACUACACAUCUAUACACAUCUUCACCUCUUUAACUUCAGUUAAAGAGAUGCAUGAACACAUUUGUUGGUUUGCUCUUGAUAAAAGUUCAUAUCUUAUUCUCCUCUCUUUUCACCGCACUUGGGGGGCUAAUGGUUAUGGCGUUACCUCGGACGAUCAAACACUGAGACAUCUUAAUCGUAAUGUCCUGAAACGAGCACCUUGCUCGGUCGGAAUCCUUGUUUAUCGUAAACCAUUAUGGCAACCCAAAUCCAUAGAAUCUCCAUGCAGGGUGUGCUUGGUUUACGUGGGAGGGAACGAUGACAAAGAGGCGUUAGCAUUAGCAGACCACAUGAGAGGCAACCAGAACGUGAGUAUAACGGUGCUGACUCUGAUCCCUAUCUCUAAAACCGAGGAGGGCAGCGAGUCGAGUCAGAGUCAAAUGGUAGACACUUGCCAGGUUGAAGAGAAGCCUGGAGAUAACUCCAUCACGUACAUUGUUAGAAUGGUGGAGGAUGGGAAUAAGACUUCCGAGAUUCUGCACUCAGUGGCUUAUGACUAUGAUAUGUUUUUGGUCGGAAGAAGUAGCGGGAUGGGUACUGCGGUCACCAAAGGACUAGGGGAUUGGACGGAGUUCGAUGAACUUGGUGUCAUUGGUGAUUUGAUAGCAUCCGAAGAUUUUCCUUCUAGAGCAUCCGUCUUGGUUAUCCAACAACAAGAGUGAGCUAUAGAGUAGUGGCCUUUUCCUUGAAAUCAAAUUGGCUUCAAUCUUUGUUGAGAUUGAGAUCAUUUAAUUACGACCAAGAAAUGUAAACUGGAUCUUGUAUUUUAUAUAUCCAGAGGACUCUCAAACGUAGAUUGCUCCUUCUUGUGUUGUAAUGAUUAUAUAGAACACAUGUAUAGUGGGCAAGAGGUGUCCUUGGAACAGUUAUAUGAAAUGAAACAAGAUAUGCAAUUUUAUCAAAAACCUUCUAUUUUAAAAUAAUUAAUCAAAUUUUUAAAAAAUUAUUUUUAAAACUAAUUUAUUAUUUAUAAUACUAUGAUACUUUACAUAAACGAUCACACAACUAACAAUUUUACCCAAAAAAACCUAACA
Brassica napus (rape) is the source of this 3431-nucleotide messenger RNA. Its product is annotated as cation/H(+) antiporter 6B-like. The transcript has 4 exons. Gene Ontology annotation, cellular component: endomembrane system; membrane. The coding region runs from base 675 to 3059 and encodes 794 amino acids. Gene Ontology annotation, biological process: regulation of pH; proton transmembrane transport. The record is from RefSeq and is a predicted model, not a curated record. NCBI's taxonomy places the organism in Eukaryota, Viridiplantae, Streptophyta, Magnoliopsida, Brassicales, Brassicaceae. Gene Ontology annotation, molecular function: antiporter activity.